UUAUCUCUUUCUAUUGUUCCCACAAAUUCUUAUGACAGCCUUUUCUUCGCAUUUGUCUAUGUCCUUCAUUUUAGCCGUCUAUACAUUUAAAUAUAAUCCUUCACUGCGUUGUUUGAUAGAUUUUCAUAACUUCUUUAACUCCCUUGAUGUUGUAACAAGGAGCACAGUGUCAUCAGUGAACCUUUUUUUAUAUUGAAUUUAUUCCUUGUUCUUCUGUUUCUUCAUAGUAUUAAUUAUUUCUUGUGACUUAUUCUACGUCCUAAAUCAUUCCCUUCUUUGCGUUUAUAUUGAAUAAAAAAAUGUCAACUUUGGAAUUCUUUUCUCUAAAGAUUUUAUUUUAUCCUGGGAGGUUUUGACCUUAAUCUCUCAAUUAUGUAUUUUAAAAAGUGUAUUGACUGACUGUAAUCAUUGACUGGCUGACUGUAAAAGUUUUAUGAUUCCCUCUUAAAAUUUUGAUUAUUUAGAAGACGGGUUGUUUUUUAUGAUGCUCAACUUCAUCAAAUUCACCCCUCUUUCGUCAUCCACUUCACAGAAUUUGAUAACGUCAACAUCUGACUACAAUGUCCUACAACCUGGCCUGCUUGUGUAGCCUCAUUCUGGGGUUCAUCAUCGGCGGCUGUUCCACUGUCCAGUUCGGAUCACGUGUGCUUAAAGGUACCGUGACCCACCACAACAUCGAGGAGACGUCGGGGCUGGCCGUGUCACGUGUUCACGCUGACGUCAUCUACGCCCACAAUGACAAGGGCGACAGCAGCAGAUUCUACGCCAUCAACAUCAACGGCGGGAACAAACUCGCAACCUUCGACAUCCGCCACGCGCAGAACUACGACUGGGAGGACAUGGCUGUUGGGCCUUGCGCUGACGACUGCGCCUCUCCCGGGGCCUGCUCCGCUGAGGUCAGGCCCAAGCGUUACUGCCUGUACCUAGCGGACACCGGCGACCACGAUGGGGCUGGAGCCAUGAACAAAAUCUACAUGGUGAGAGAACCGUCUGUCCUCCGGAGUGGGGAGGUAGACCUGAUCAACACGCUACAGUUCUCCUGGACGGAGCAGGACGCCGAGACGUUGAUGAUCGACCCCACAGGUCAACUCUACGUCGUGUCCAAAAUUCACGGGGGAAGAGCUGUCCUCGCUAAGAUCCCGAGCUCCGCCUGGGGCGGCCCGAGGGUGGCCCUAGACCAGGCCCACUCCGGGACUCUAAAGCUCACCACAUCACACAAUGACCCCCAGGGUGGGGACAUCUCUCCAGACGGCAAGGAGAUGCUUCUGGUGUGUGAGGAUGACGUAUACCACUACAACGUCGCCAAUUUGGAUUACGUCAAAGCAGUGAACAGCCAGAUACCCCAGCGCAUCGCGAGCUAUAGUAGAGAACAUUCCACUGAGGCCAUCGCUUGGAGCCCGAACGGUUCUGGUUUUUACACAUUACCAGAGGGGAAGGACGAGAAGUUGUAUUUCUACCCCAAGAUCCCGACUUCUCCUGUCAUAGGCUAAUUAUCUAUCACCUCCCAAAAAAAUUCAUUCGUUGUUCUAUAAGCAAACCAACUGUGUUUAUAACCUAAGAUAUUAUGUUCAUCGCAAAAUAACCAACACAAUCUAUAGUUUCUUAUAUCAGCAAAUGGGAGCAGAGAAGUUUAUUAUAUUAUUCUAGACCGUGCAUCCUGAUGUACAUCCGGUUCACUACGAAGCGCACAUUUUGAGAUAAAUAAAGGGCAAGUGUGGGAAGGUGCCACGCGCAUUGGGUGUAAUGGCGCGGCCUACAAUGGUGCGCAUGCAGAUUAGCUAGAGUGGCGGUCAUGACAGAGCACGAUCUGAGGGCACAAUUCUACGAUCGGAACAGGCAACUGUAUAAUCAUUUUUGAAGCAAUUAUUUCAAAGCUCUUGUAUUCUCCUAUAUCCAGUUUAAUGUAACGUUAGGUUUACGUUUGAGUACAAUUUUGCGAUCAGGAUAGACAAACAUCAUUAUUUCUUGAAGCAAUAUUUGUUUCAAAGCUAUGGAAUGCUCCAAUAGCCAGAUGCAUGCUUCGUUACAUAGAUUUCCACCUCCAUUCUACGAUCAGAGCA
Messenger RNA from Aplysia californica (California sea hare), 2060 nucleotides. RefSeq lists its product as uncharacterized. Lineage: Eukaryota; Metazoa; Mollusca; Gastropoda; Aplysiida; Aplysiidae. The record is from RefSeq and is a predicted model, not a curated record. Bases 561 to 1490 code for a protein of 309 amino acids. The transcript has a single exon.